Messenger RNA from Neurospora tetrasperma FGSC 2508, 263 nucleotides. RefSeq lists its product as uncharacterized. The transcript is spliced from 3 exons. NCBI's taxonomy places the organism in Eukaryota, Fungi, Ascomycota, Sordariomycetes, Sordariales, Sordariaceae. The record is from RefSeq and is a predicted model, not a curated record. Bases 1 to 186 code for a protein of 61 amino acids.
AUGUCCGGAGACAGCACGAAGCAGAGUUGGGCAUUCCAGGGUAGGGGAUGGCUGAAGACUCUGAUUGCUGAACGACACGAAGUCGAGACAUUUGAUAGUCGAGGAGUUACCUUUUCGGGGUCAAGCAGUCCAAUCCGCUCUGAGGAUUUUGCUGCUCCUUCGACAUUGGACGAGGCUGCUGUCUAGGGAGAGUGUAUGUCUAGGUCAAAAAUAGGUAGCAGGGAGCAUGCGGCAGAAAUAUGACAGGGGCAUUCCCUGGGCAU